CGGGCCUCUAGGGCCACGUUACUUUUCCCCGUUCCCUGCCCAGCCCAGUUCACCUCCCAAGCACGGGGCGGCUGGAAAACACCCAAGAAGCGGAAGAAGAAGGGGGAGGAAGCAGAAUCGAAAAGGCAAUGGAGGAAUCCAACUCGUACGAGGAGCAGCGCCGGAGGCAGAUUGAGGAGAACCGCCGGAAGCUGGACGAGCUCCGCCUGCAUCACCUCUCCGCCGCCGUCCGCGAGGCCGCCGCCAGGCCCAAGCCCAACCCCAACCCCAAGCCCAGGCCGAAGCGGAAGGCCCCGGGCCCCGGCGAGCUCAGGCGGUCCGGCCGCGUCGCCGGCCUCCCGGAGCAGCCCAAUUACCUCAAGGGCGCGCAGCAGCGCGACGACCAGGGAGUGUACGCCGCAUAUGACGCUCGUAUUUGGAAAGGGCCGACCGACGAGGAGAGGGCCGCCGCCGUCGCCAAGGCCGAGGAGCUCCAGCGCCGGAUCCACCGCAUUCGCCGGCCCGCCUUCGUCAAGACCAUGACCCACGUCUGCGCCAGCAGGGCAAAACAGAUGAUGAUCCCGAAGCACUUCAUUGAGCACCUCCCGGCGCACGAUGAGGCGGUCGUCUUGGUGGAUCAGGCGGAUGACGAGUUCCACAUGAUGUGCAAUGCCAGCAAAGAGGGCAGACACUGCUACCUCAGCAAGGGGUGGAGAGAGUUUGCCGUCCACCAUGACCUUGAAAAUGGCGAUUGCUUGGUUUUCCAGCUGAUAGACAGCGCAAAGUUCAAGGUCUACAUUUUCAGAGCAAACCCAGACUAUGAAAGCGACCAAACUUCCGAUGACUCUGAGGAUGAACAGUAAUGAAGAUGUGUGCUUCCCACACAAUGUUCGAUCGGAGUGCAGUUUGUUAGAGAAGCAAUUUCUUCGAUGAUGCUGGAGACUCGGCUAAUGCGGUUUUGUGCUGGUUGCAUGAAUGUAGAGUCGUCGUCGCACUCUCGGUCUCAGUGUAGCAGGAUUUUUAACCUAGAUGGGAGUAGUAGGUAACAGCGCGUGGUGCAGACCUUGCAUUGCUUGAACUACUGAAUGAUUGUAGACUGACGAUGGUCUCGAGUGCAUUUUUUUCGUGGCUGUUCCUGUUUGUUUCCGGCUACUAAGAUGAUUGGGUUCGAUGGUUGCAAGAUGGUGAUUCGAACACAAAGUUAUUUCUCUUAGAUCCGGUAUAAA
Molecule: messenger RNA, 1205 nt
Organism: Aegilops tauschii subsp. strangulata
Lineage: Eukaryota; Viridiplantae; Streptophyta; Magnoliopsida; Poales; Poaceae
Product: B3 domain-containing protein Os06g0194400-like
Molecular function (GO): DNA binding
Source: RefSeq, a predicted model, not a curated record